GCAUGGGCCCACUCUGCGGAGCUCGUGAAGACGUACAACGACGAGCUCGUGGACAGAUGGAAGGAAGAGAUGGACACCCUCCUGGUUUAUGCCGGUCUGUUCUCCGCGGUCCUCACGGCAUUCAACGUGCAGUCUUAUCAGCUGCUCCAGCCCCAGCCCACCGAUCCCACACUCGCGGUGCUCGAGCGAAUCUCCGCGCAGCUCACCAGCUUCUCCGUUAAUCCGUCCUUCCUCAACUCCACGCAGCCCGCUCUCUCCGAGGACGAAGUGAACCCACCGUUCCGCGCGCCCGCUUCGGCCGUAUGGAUCAACACCCUGUGGUUCUCGAGUCUCGUGUGCUCGCUUGCGUCUGCCUCUAUCGCGCUCAUGGUCAAGCAGUGGCUGCACGAGCUCAGCGUGGGCGUGUCCGGCACGUCCCGCGAGAGUGCGCGCAUCCGGCAGUACCGCGUCAACAGCCUCCGCCGCUGGCGGGUCGGGGGUAUCGUCAUCGUUAUCCCG
This is a messenger RNA of Trametes versicolor FP-101664 SS1, 498 nucleotides long. RefSeq lists its product as uncharacterized. The record is from RefSeq and is a predicted model, not a curated record. The annotation marks the transcript as partial. The transcript is spliced from 2 exons. Lineage: Eukaryota; Fungi; Basidiomycota; Agaricomycetes; Polyporales; Polyporaceae.